GGCCUUUUGGCUAAGAUCAAGUGUAGUAUCUGUUCUUAUCAGUUUAAUAUCUGAUACGUGAGCCAUUGGCUCACAUGAUAUUAAAUUAAUUUUUCCAGGGGCAGAGGCCAUUACAGUAGCUUGCUACUGGGUCUCUCAAGCGUCGUCUAGGCGUUGCACUACAGCCUGGGCCUGGCGCACCCCACCCAAUACUAGUCCAAGUUUUCAAGGGAGUUUAACUGAGAAUAAUGUACAUGAGGGUCCUAACAGACAUUGGCGAUUUGGUCAAGGUUGGAGAGCCUAGCCUGAGAAGCCUUAAAGCUGUCGUAUUGCUAUCAAAUGCCGACGUGAUACAACUGCUAUCACUACAAUGAAAUGCAAGAGCAAGCAACUUGCUUUCGUUUCUAUUCAAGGUUGUGCAACUGUUAUCCAAGUUUCUAUCCUGCUCAUAGUGCUAGAACCUUACUCAACCGGUAACCGGGUGCAUUUUCCAGGUGAAGGGAGUAUGUGCAACUGUUCUAGACAUUCAAUUAGUCAGGCUAAAUGUUAUCCUGUGGGGAGCUCAAACUCUUGUUUUGCAUGCAACCUAGGGUAAUAUUUAUAUUUCGUCUUAUCAUUUACUUUAUGAUGAGUUUGUGUUUGUAUGUUUAUGGGAGCAUGAAAUGUAAAACCUUCUCAUUUUAAGCCACGGAUUAGGAAUAUUUGGAACAAUUUUCUCCAAAUUAGAAGAGGGAUUCUUUUGGUAGGAAUCAUUAAUCAUUGGAGUUGUACCAAAGUCACUCCGGUAGGUGAUCGGGAAUCCGGAAUUAAAGGGACACUGCUGCAAAUUUGGCUGUGGUUGGCAUCUUGCUAUUGCUGGUAGGUUUCUAGUUAAUGUAAAAGGAUAAGUUAUUUGGCCAUCAAAGAAAGAAAAGAGGUCAAAAGUAGCUUUUUACACAUAAUGUACUGACUUAUGACCCACCUCCCAACUUGUUCCCCUAUCUUAUGCUGCCUACUUCUACGGUUCUACUACCAUUUCCACUUCUUCAGUGCAAGUUGAAUUGCAA
This is a messenger RNA of Rubroshorea leprosula, 1025 nucleotides long. NCBI's taxonomy places the organism in Eukaryota, Viridiplantae, Streptophyta, Magnoliopsida, Malvales, Dipterocarpaceae. The record is from the annotation of a GenBank genome assembly.